AUGGAUGAUGAUGAUGGUAUGGAAUUAAAUAUCUCUUUUACAAAGCCAGUGCCAAAACCAAAGCCUGUUGCAAAAGAGAUAGAAACAACUAAACAAACAACGACAACAUCUACAAAUUCUUCAUCAUUAUCAAAUUAUAAUAACAACAAUAUAAAAGAUAAUAGUAAAUUUAAUAAUAAUAAUAAUAAAGAUAAUAAUAACAAUAAAGAUAAUAUUAAUAAUUAUAAUAAUAAAAAGAGAAAUUUUAAUGAAUCAAGUGAAAAUAUAAAUAAUAAUAAUAAUAAUAAUAAUAAUAAUAAUAAUAAUAAUAAACAGGUUAAUAACAAUAACAAUAACAUUAAAUCGAAUGAAUAUAAAGCAAAACAAGUUAAACCAAAAGAAGAAGAGAAUGUUAAACAUAGAUAUAAAAAAACAGAGGAGGAAACAAAUAGUAUUCAAUAUUACUCGAGUAAUGUCAAUAAAUAUAAGGAGUUGGAGAAAGGUAAACGAUUGGAUAUGAAUUACAAACCAAAGUUACCAACGCUGCUGCCAAAGAACGAAGCCGAUAGACAAGAGUAUUUCGGUGACGACGAACAAACCUCGAAUUUUGGUAGUCUAAAACUGAUCAGCAAGCUCUCGGAGAAUCUCACUGGACAUAUGCAACUGCAGCAACCGACUCUUAUUCAAUCGUCGGCCAUACCACCUAUCAUCGACGGACACGACGUACUGGUGAAAGCGCAGACCGGUAGUGAUCUUCGAGGUGUUACAGAAGCUGUUGAAGCCGUUCCACUGGAUUGUGCCUGGUCUGAUUAUGGGUGGUGA
This is a messenger RNA of Heterostelium album PN500, 801 nucleotides long. RefSeq names its product RNA helicase. The transcript is spliced from 2 exons. The record is from RefSeq and is a predicted model, not a curated record. NCBI's taxonomy places the organism in Eukaryota, Evosea, Eumycetozoa, Acytosteliales, Acytosteliaceae. The coding region runs from base 1 to 801 and encodes 266 amino acids.